AUGGCCGCAGCCGGCAUCCUGUUUGAUGAUCUCUUCACCAUCAGAGAGCUCGACAAGGGCGGUCCCAAGUUCGACAGAGUCUCUCGCCUCGAAGCACACAGCGACAAUCAUGACAUGAACGUCACUCUGGACUUCCACAACGAGCUCUUUCCGAUACAAGACAAAGAAAAGUUCUCACUUGCCCUUGCGAGCGAUCUCAACGUCGACCCGACCGGCCAGAAAGACGCACUCGACUUGUCCAGGCUACCGUCAGGCACACUUGCGGAUGAAUGGGAAUACGUCAUGUACGGCAAAGUCUACAAGUUUGACGAGGGAACGCAAGAGAAAGUAAAGGUCUACAUCAGCUUUGGCGGACUGCUCAUGUGUCUCGAGGGGAACUAUCGACACAUCUCCCAGAUCACCGUAGGCUCAGAGAUCUAUUCUCUGAUGCGCAAGUCUUGA
Messenger RNA from Mixia osmundae IAM 14324, 441 nucleotides. RefSeq lists its product as uncharacterized. Gene Ontology annotation, biological process: DNA-templated transcription. The transcript is spliced from 5 exons. Gene Ontology annotation, molecular function: DNA-directed RNA polymerase activity. Gene Ontology annotation, cellular component: RNA polymerase II, core complex; RNA polymerase I complex; RNA polymerase III complex. NCBI's taxonomy places the organism in Eukaryota, Fungi, Basidiomycota, Mixiomycetes, Mixiales, Mixiaceae. The coding region runs from base 1 to 441 and encodes 146 amino acids. The record is from RefSeq and is a predicted model, not a curated record.